AGAUUCAAUGAUGACAGAUAAUGACGUGACUGGCAGACCGAAAACGAAAAACGCGCUUUUUCUAGUUGUAGCUAGAUGUUUUUUUCGUUUAAUCGAGUUAAUUGUGAUUAAACUCUGUUAGUAGAGAUUCUGGCUGAAAAAUAAUUAUUUUGCUAUCGAUUUGAUAAAGAAUUCCGUGGUUAUUUUUGUUUUUUAUAUCAUGCCAGAGAGUCUUUAUCAAUUGAGGACAGAAAGCGUGGAGUUAGGCAGCACUAGUGACAACAAAGAUUAUGACGAACGGCAGCGCCGUCAAGGUCAGCCAGCAUCAGCAACGUCGUCUAAGCCAGCGCCUGAGUCAUCUAGUUCAGCGUCCGUAGUGGUGGAAGAUGGAGUGAACAAUCCAACCAGCCGUAGCUACGAUUUGGCAGACUUCGUACCUGUUCGCAUCCUGAACAAUAACAGCACACACAAGAGCGUUUCACUGUUGGGGCAUUUUGUAAGCCUAUCGCGUGACGAUUACGCGAUUAUUGUGUUGGAAAAGACGGCAUUCACUGAGGGGCAGCUGAAAAAUCAUAAGCGUCAUCAAACGAGCACGGUGACGAAAGUUAAUUCUGACGACGUCGCGACGAACUUGUCGGAAAACAGUGAAAGUGUGCAAAGUAGUGCAACUGGUGUUAUAGCAGCCGUCGAAAGAAGUUUUUUCUCAUCCACGUCCCAACUGAGGACGGAAUUUGUUAAUGAUAUCUACGGAAAUUUUUUGUGCGUUGCUGAUCCGGAAGUAAAUCAAAUCAAGGUGACAAUCAUAUAUCCAGCUACUGAGAGGCAUAUUGUGAAAUUUUCCACCCAAAAAAGAUAUUUGGUGGAAGAAACUGCCCAAGAUUAUCGAACCGUGACAUUGCCUCAUAUACAAAAGGAGCAGCUAAGCUUAGAGUGGCUUUACAACAUACUAGAGCAUCGGAAAGAGAAGGAUCGCAUAGUUUUUGAGGAUCCGUCAGAGGAAAUUGGCUUCAUAUUGUUGCCGGAUUUAAAAUGGGAUGGUAAAACAUUGGAACAACUUUAUCUACUCGCGUUAGUGCGCCAGCGAGGUAUCAAGUCAUUGCGGGAUCUUAACGCUACUCAUUUACCAUUGCUGAAAAAUAUUCAAACACGUGGCAUUGAAGCAAUUAAAACACGUUACGGAAUUAAUGCUGAUCAACUACGAAUCUACAUUCACUAUCAACCCACAUUUUACCACCUACACGUGCAUUUCACAUAUCUGAAGCACGACCCACCGGGUAUUUAUUGCGAGAAAAGUCACCUACUAACAUCGGUUAUUGGGAAUAUCGAACUGCUACCAGACUAUUACCAGAAAGUGACACUCUCUUGCGUUUUAAGUGAAACUGAUAAAUUGUACGGCAAAUUUGAAGCAGCAAAGAGCGAACUGGAUGAACCAGAACCUAAACGGGCCAAAGUUGAAUAA
Wyeomyia smithii (pitcher-plant mosquito) is the source of this 1438-nucleotide messenger RNA. RefSeq names its product m7GpppX diphosphatase-like. Lineage: Eukaryota; Metazoa; Arthropoda; Insecta; Diptera; Culicidae. Bases 200 to 1438 code for a protein of 412 amino acids. The record is from RefSeq and is a predicted model, not a curated record. Gene Ontology annotation, molecular function: hydrolase activity; RNA 7-methylguanosine cap binding. The transcript has 3 exons. Gene Ontology annotation, biological process: deadenylation-dependent decapping of nuclear-transcribed mRNA. Gene Ontology annotation, cellular component: P-body; nucleus.